Microsporum canis CBS 113480 is the source of this 1242-nucleotide messenger RNA. RefSeq names its product GTP-binding protein. Gene Ontology annotation, molecular function: GTP binding; ATP hydrolysis activity. The transcript is spliced from 10 exons. Lineage: Eukaryota; Fungi; Ascomycota; Eurotiomycetes; Onygenales; Arthrodermataceae. The record is from RefSeq and is a predicted model, not a curated record. Gene Ontology annotation, cellular component: cytoplasm. Bases 1 to 1242 code for a protein of 413 amino acids.
AUGCCUCGCGACCCGUUAAUUGGGCUUGUUGGCAAGCCUUCCUCUGGGAAAUCUACAACAUUGAAUAGCUUAACAGAUGCCUCAUCUAAAGUUGGUAUAUUUACGACGAUUGAUCCUCAGCGUGCUAUCGGAUACCUACAAGUAGAUUGCGCUUGCAGCAGAUAUAACCUACAGGACCGAUGCAAGCCCAAUUAUGGCGGAUGUCACGAUGGCCGCAGAUCUGUACCGAUUGAACUUCUAGACGUUGCAGGUCUUGUACCAGGAGCUCAUGAAGGGAAAGGUCUUGGGAAUAAAUUCUUGGACGAUCUAAGACAUGCAGAUGCGUUGAUCCAUGUGGUGGACGUUAGCGGAACUACCGAUGCUGAAGGAAAGGUCACGAGAGGAUAUGACCCGUCUCAGGAUAUCGUCUGGUUAAAAUCUGAGAUUGUUAGGUGGAUAGAAGGAAAUUUAAUGGACAAAUGGGGCUCUGUCAAGAGGAAGCAUAUCGCAACAAAGUCAACUGCGGUCGAGACCUUGCAGACACAGUUUUCUGGGUAUGGAAGUACGUCGAAAGUGGUUGCAAGGUGCCUUGACCGAAUGAAUUUGAAAGAACCACUAGAAGAAUGGUCAAACGAGACCAUUUCUAAAGUGGUUGUAUCAUUUAUAGACGAAAAGUUUCCGACCGUUAUAGCUUUGAAUAAAAUUGAUCAUCCCGACUCAGAUAAGAAUAUUAGUAAAAUCGCCAAACAGGAAGACCCUAAAUCUAUUGUGCUCUGCUCUGCAAUCUCAGAAGUUUUUCUACGGAAGUUAACAAAGCAGGGAUAUAUUAAAUAUUUAGAGGGGAGCGAAUUUGUAGACACGAGGGAAGACCUGAUAGAAAUGGGUGAUCCCGAGGGUGGAGGCCUAAAGGAAAUGGACGAAAAAUUAAAAAAUCGUGUCGAGAAUUUGAAAGACCUUGUCCUCUAUCGGUUUGGGUCUACCGGGGUUGUGCAGGUACUUUCGCGUGCUGCUGAAUUGCUAGGGCUGGUCCCUGUAUUCCCAGUACGAAAUGUUCACACGUUUGCAUCCGGCGCGACAGGGAAUGCCGUGUUCAGAGAUUGUGUUCUGGUCAGCAAAAAUAGUACAGUGGGGGAUGUAGCCAGAAAGGUCAUGGGAGACGUCCCAAUUGCCUUUGUAGAAGGAGCUGAGGGAACAAGAAUCUCUGAAGACGAAAUUGUAUCAAUUGGGAAACACGACAUACUUUCCUUCAAGGUUGGUAGAUGA